Molecule: messenger RNA, 2230 nt
Organism: Mollisia scopiformis
Lineage: Eukaryota; Fungi; Ascomycota; Leotiomycetes; Helotiales; Mollisiaceae
Exons: 3
Coding region: 343-2199 (618 amino acids)
Source: RefSeq, a predicted model, not a curated record
UUGUCCGGGUGUGUGCAAACUUUUGGUUGCACGUGAUCCCUCUCGAAGUCUAUUGAACUAAACGCUUUAAGGCAUGAAGCAACUUUGUCUUUUUUUUGGGUUGCAGCAGCCACCGCCACAUCGGGAGCUCGUAAGCUAAGAAAGUUCGACGUUAGUCUUUGGGUGGUGCUCCCCCCUAAAUUUGGAUUUGCACUUUUUCUAGCAUUGUGAUUGGCCCGCUUACUGCCGCUGGCAACUUCAACCCUCCAGCCUCACUCUUCUUCUUCCAUAUCUAUCAUUUCCAUCUUUGAACACUUAUAUGUUGAUGAUCGUUUGUUUGAACACAGCACUCCUCUUCGAACCAUGUCUCAGCCAGCCAAGGAUGAAGCUGCCGCUCCACAGCCUCAUGCUAUGGCUCUCACCACCAAGGAACGGAAUGAUCGCUCGUGGGAACCAUGCAAAGAUGAGAUUAGACGCAUCUAUGUGGAGAGAAGAAGACCGCUCAGACAGACUAUGCAAGAGAUUGAGAGCAAAUUUCAAUUCCAGAAGAGUGAACGUACUGGGAAAACGAAGAUGCGAGAAUGGGGAUUCGACAAGAAUUUGACAAGCGACAUGAAAUUUAUGUUGCACAAAGCUGAGAAGCGAGCUCUAGAGGAAGGAAAAGAAACAGAGUUCACGAGGAAUGAUGUCGUCGUUCCCACCGAAACUAUCCGUCAAUUCAAGAAACCGAGAGCGGAACCGGGAGCUGACUUUUCAUUACCAGAGAUAGCGACGCCCCAACACGUUACAUAUGCUACACCCAGAGAAACUGACUGCGCUACCACCACAUCAAGUCUUGAUUCUUUGCACACAGACCACAGCAGACAAGACCCAUGCGCCACCGCGGUCCUUGAAGUAGCCUCCACCAUCACCGCUAAUAAUAUACCGACAACCACAUCCAAGCCAGCAAUUGAAAAUCUAUUCGAAAAGGAGCUUACCCCUAUAUUAUCUGAAUCUGUGCUCGAAAUUCUUAAUAAGAAUAUGGAGAGACUGUUUGAGUUUUUCUUCGAGAAAUCUAGGUCAAUGGCCGACACCGGUCACGGACUUAUAGAUGCUAUAUAUCGCUGUUUUACAUCUCCAGACUUUACAGACGAACAACUAAAUUGCAUAAUCCGGGGGACAUUUGAGAGAUUCCUGGUAACAGACAGACCGUUCGCUUCUUCCAAGUUCAUGACUAAGGAAGCCAAGAUCAACAGAAUAUUGAAGGGACUUUCAAGCCGGCACAUACGGAGAGUGAUGCCUGCGAGAUUCUUUGAUGCCAUUUCGGCAUCUCUCGACGAUGUACCCUGGAGAGGCCGACUUAUUCUUGGACAAAAGUUGAUGUCAUUCGGGGAGCGAGUUGCAGCCUUGGAGCAGUUCCUUGCGUCACUUCUUGAAUGCUUGAUGCUUUGGAAAGUUAAACCUGGAAGUACCGACAUAGAAGCUAUCCUAACGGAGAUCAUCAAAGCCGACCGCAGCACAUCACGACCUCUUCUACCCUCCAUAACUAAUCGAGAAAUCAGGGAGAUACUAAGAAUGCCAGGAUUGUCACAGACCAGUAUUACCGAGCUUCUUUAUCUCACGGGUACUCUAGCAGUCUGUUGCUUUCGGCACCUUUUUCUGAAGACUGGAAAGAAGCUGAUAGACUUGUUGAACUCAACGCUGGAGAAAGAAAUUUACAGCCGUCGUGCAUAUCUGUGGAUUAGUCUCUACAUACAACUAUACAAGGAUUUUGGCGACCUUAACAACCUGCAGCAAGCUGCCUCUUGGGCUGCGUCUGCCUGUUCGAUCGCAAACUCCGUCCUGUCGUCCAAUGUUGAGGUUGGUGAUGAUGCAUGGAAACGUACCUGGGGCGAAAUGCCGGUUCCGUGGGAACUACAAGCUGAAUAUCCUGAGGUAGUUCACCAAACAAUCGACAUCAAAAGGAGACUGGGCUACACAGAGGGACUAUCUAUGCCAAAAGCGCCGACAAGAACGCCUCUGGAUAGUAUAGUACCAGAAGUACGGUCUGAAGCAUGUUCCACCACGACGGACUUGUUCGAGAUACCAAGGUCUCCUUCCAAUAGCGGGGAGGCAAGCGAGCCUUCAUUAGAUAUUUUUUCGGGCGGGAAAAGUGUGAAAUACGGUGUCACCUACACGGAAAGCUUGGCAUCUGGACCUAGCAUGAACUAUAAUGCUCUUUUCCCUCCUGGUACUAAGUAGAGAUUUCUUAUUUGUUAAGUACUGUUUGCAG